Hypanus sabinus (Atlantic stingray) is the source of this 8950-nucleotide messenger RNA. RefSeq names its product general transcription factor II-I repeat domain-containing protein 2-like. The coding region runs from base 5557 to 7080 and encodes 507 amino acids. Lineage: Eukaryota; Metazoa; Chordata; Chondrichthyes; Myliobatiformes; Dasyatidae. The record is from RefSeq and is a predicted model, not a curated record. The transcript has 2 exons.
UGAAAGACUAUACAACUGGGGUGUUCAACCAGAAUGCAGGCAGCGACAAACUGGGCAAAUAUAAAGAAGAAACAAUAAUAAUAAUUGCAUAACCAAUAACUAUCAAUACUGUAAAAUGAAGAGUCCUUGAAAGUGAGUCCAUUGGUUAUGUGAACAUUUCUAUGUUGAGGCAAGUGAAGAUGAGUGAAGGUAUCAUGUAUAAUUCAAGAUCCUGCUGGUUGAGGGGCAGUAACUAUAUUUGAAACUGGUGCUCUUUUACCUUCUUCCAGAUGGUAGUAGCACAAAGACAGCAUACCCUGGGUGGUGGGGUCCCUGAUGAUUUAUGCUGAUUUCCUAUGGUUUAUGUAGAGGGUUUUACACAUGCUGGAUUGGGCAGAUCCACUACCAUUUGUAGGAUUUUUUGUUCAAGGGUAUUGGUGCUCCCAUAACAGCCAGUGAUGCAGCCAGUAAAUACACUCUCCACUACAUAUCUAUAGAAGUUUGUCAAAGUUUUAGAUGUUGUGCCGAAUCUCUGCAAACUCCUAAGGAAGCCAAGGCCCUACCAUGCUAUCUUUGUAAUUGCACUUGUAUGGUGGGCCCAGGACAGAAUAAUGACACCUAGGAAUUUAAAGUUGCUCACCUCCUCCAAUGAAGACUAGCUCACGAAGCUCUAGUUUCCUUCACAGCUACCUGGACUAUACCUCCUCACACCCGGUCAAUUGUAAAAGCGCCAUCCUCUUCUCUCAAUUCCUCCAUCUAUGCUGCAUCUGCUCUCAGGAUGAGGGUUCAUUCCAGAGGGAAGGAGCUGUCCUCCUCCUUCAAAGAAAGGGGCUUCCCUUCCUUCAUCAUCAACGCUGCCCUCAACCUCAUCUCUUCCGUUUCACGCACGUCUACUCUCACUCCAGCUUCCUGUCACCUUACCAGGGAUAGGGUUCCUCUUGUCCCCAUCUACCACCUCACCAGCCUCUGCGUCUAACACAUAAUUCUCUGCAACUUAUGCAAUUUCCAAUGGGAUCCCACCACCAAACACAUCUUUCCCUCCUCCCUCCCCAACAUCCCCACAUUCAACUUCCUGCAGGCAUCGCUCCCUACGUGGCUUCCUUGUCCAUUUGCCCCUCCCCACUGAUUUUCCUCCUGACAUUUACGUGUAGGGGCGAAACCUGCCCCUACACCUCCUCCCUCACUACCAUUCAGAGCUCCAAACAGUCCUCCCAGGUGAGGCGACACUUUAGCUGUUAACCUGUUGGAGUCAUACUGUGUCCGUGCUCCUGGUGUGGCCUCCUGUAUAUCUGGGAUUCGAGCUUGGUUGGUGGUGGGGGGGGGGAGCGGGGAAGGUACAGUGGUGUAGAGAGUUAGUGGUGUCGGGGAGGUGGAAUGUUGGAGUAUUUAGGGACAGUAUGGGAGGAAGAUGUGGGCUCUGAUGACUCAACAGGUGACAGGGGAGCCUGAGAUAUCCAGAAUUGUUGGUGGGGAAUGAGAUAUCGGAGACUCAGCAGCAGAGAGGAAGGUCUCGCCAUUGUAUCACCAGGGUCGUUGAGCUGGAAUCGGCGCCAAUUAUAUCCCAGGUUUUGAGGUGUCCAGGGCUAACGGAAGCGGGGUUUGUGUUGCUGGAAUCCAUAGUCUGGGGCGUCUGAUCGAAUCUAGAUUAGAGUGGGAAGCGGCAGGGACCGCAGUCUUGCAGCGUCCGGGGCUAUUGGAACUGGAGUUGGAUCCGGCGAGUUCCACUGUCUGGAGACAAUAAAUAUUCUGAUCCUUCCUGGAGGCGAGGAAGGUAAAGAGCUGGCAGUUCAAGGUGUGGAUCCGGCAGAGGAUGAAGUGCAUGACGGUUGGAGCUGUGGUAGACACUGAAACAGGGCCUCCCAGUAUCUCCUUUUAGAGCAGGGGUGGCCAGCCUUUUACAUUCCAUGCGUCAAUUGUUUUCACUCACGAGUUGAAAUGCGCCAUACAACUCUUGUACCCCCAUUCAAUUCUUGUAAAAAUGUGUUAAUAUGUAACUCGUGCGUGAAAAAAAUUUAUUCAUGGAAUGUAUAAGGUUGGCCACCCCUGUCUAGAGGCCUCGGUGCAGAAUUUGGAGAGAGAAGCGGCGGUAGAUAACAAUGAAAUUACGAAGAAAGAAACAGAAAGUUUGGAAGAAGGAUGAAUGAUGGAAAAUAUGAAGGAAGACAAAGGAAAAGGGGAUGGAUGGAAAGAGGGGAAAUGAAGGAAGACAAUGAAAGGUAAAAAGAAAAAUUAAAAUAAAGGAAAGGUAGAAAUGAUGAAUAGAUGGACAGACAAAGAGACAGAUAGACAGAUACAUAGAUAGAUGGAUAUGCUCUUGGAGUAUUUGAUUUGUGCCACUAUCAGUGCAGGAAACAUUCUAAGUCAUGUGGCACAAGAGGUACUGCAGACGCUGGAGGAGCUCAGCAGGCUAGGCAGCUUCUAUGGAUGUGAAUAUACAGUCGACGUUUCAGGCUGAGACCUUUUACCAGGAUCGGAUAGAAUGGGGGAAAAUGUCAGAGUAAGAAGAUCGGGAGGGGAAGAAGAAGUACAAGGUAGCAGGUGACAGUAGAAAAUGGGAGGAAGGAGAGGUUGAAGUAAAGAGCUGGAAAGCUGUUUGGUGGGAGACAAAGGGCCGGAGAAAGGGGAAUCUGAUAGAAGAGGACAGAAGACCAUGGAAGAAAGGAAAGGUGGUGCAGAACCAGAGGGAGGCGAUACGCAGGUAAGAAAAGAAUGCGUGAGAGAGAAACGAGAUGGGGAAUGGCAUAGGAGAAGGGGGUGGGGUAAUAACCAGAAGUUUGAAAAAUCCUUGUUCAUGUCAUCAGGUUGGAGUAUAUCCAAAGGGAAUAUAAGGUGUUGCUUCUCCAUCCUGAGUAUGGCCUCGUCAUGGCAGUAGAGGAACUAUGGACUGCAAUGUUGGAAUGUGAAUAGGAAAUAGAAUUAAAAUGAGUAGCCACCGAGAGAUUCCACUUUUUGUGUCAGGCGGAGGAAAUGUGCUUUGAUGACGCGGUCUCCCAAUGGGUCUAGCUAGCCGAUAUACAGAAAGCUACAUCAGGAGCAUGGGAUAUAGUGGAUGAACUGAAUAGAUUCUCGGUCGAACUGUCACCUCAUCUGGAAGGACUGUUUGGGGCCCUGAAUGGUGGUGAGGGAGCUGCUACAGGGGAAUAUGUGGCACUUGUUUCGCUUUUAAUAUGCGCCUGGACGGAGAUCGAUGGGGAGGGAUGUACGGAGCGAUCCCUGUGGGAAGUGGCGGUGUGAGAGAUGUGCUUGUUGGUGAGAUUCUGUUGUCCAAGGAGGUUACGGAGAAGUAUAUGCUGAAUGCGGAGACUUGUGGGGUGGUAGGUGAGCACGAGGAGCCCUAACCCUGGUCUGGCAGCGGGAUGAUGACGUGAAGGCAGGUUUGUACAAAAUAGAAGAGAUGCAGGUGACGGCACUCUUGAUAGCUGAACAGUUGUUAUCACUGUUGAUAGCUGAAUAGUUAUUAUGGGCUGAACGUUGGCAGAUGGAGUUUAAUGCUGAGAAGUGUGAGGUUCUACAUUUUGGCAGGAAUAAUCCAAAUAGAACAUACAGGGUAAAUGGUAGGGCAUUGAGGAAUGCAGUGGAACAGAGAGAUCUAGGAAUAACAGUGCAUAGUUCCCUGAAGGUGGAGUCUCAUGUAGAUAGGGUGGUGAAGAAGGCUUUUGGAACGCUGGCCUUUAUAAAUCAGAGCAUUGAGUACAGAAGUUGGGAUGUAAUGUUAAAAUUGUACAAGGCAAUGGUAAGGCCAAAUUUGGAAUAUUGUGUACAGUUCUGGUCACCGAAUUAUAGGAAAGAUGUCAAUAAAUUAGAGAGAGUGCAGAGACGAUUUACUAGGAUGUUACCUGGGUUUCAGCACUUAAGUUACAGAGCAAGGUUGAACAAGUUAGGUCUCUAUUCAUUGGAGCGUAGAAGGUUGAGGGGGGAUUUGAUCGAGGUAUUUAAAAUUUUGAGAGGGAUAGAUAGAGUUGACGUGAAUAGGCUGUUUCCAUUGAGAAACAACGGGGAGAUUCAAACGAGAGGACAUGAUUUGAGAGUUGGGGGCAAAAGUUUAAGGGAAACACGAGGGGGUAUUUCUUUACUCAGAGAGUGUUAGCUGUGUGGAAUGAGCUUCCUGUAGAAGUAGUAGAGGCCAGUUCAGUUGUGUCAUUUAAGGUAAAAUUGGAUAGGUAUAUGGACAGGAAAGGAGUGGAGGGUUAUGGGCUGCGUGCGGGUAGGUGGGACUAGGUGAGAUUAAGAGUUUGGCACGGACUAGGAGGGCCGAGGUGGCCUGUUUCCAUGCUGUGAUAGUUAUAUGGUUAAGAGAAGCCCCUUUCUUUGUAGGAGGAGCACAUAUCAGUUGCUCUGGAAUAAAAAGUCUCACCCUGAGGGAAGAUGCGCAGAGACAGAAGUUUCUUUUUACAAGUGACAGGAUAGGAAGAGGAAUAGUCAAGAUCAUUGUGAGUCAGUGAUUUUAUAUGAUAUCAGUAAAUGGAGAAGAGGCACGAGUCUGCAGUAUUGUGAAAUCUGAUUAGCUUUACAUUGAAUAGAUUCCGCAAAUAUGGCUCCUGUGGUCAUUACCGUCUGACUGACUGGACCUUUUGACUUUGUGAUGCUGUUUGAUGGAAAGCUGUGGUUGCCAUUGCCAUGUUUCCAUCCGUAGUUGCAAAAAGCAAACAACACAUCCUUCCUUUGGAAUUUUGCUGGGAUAACGAAGUCGUUCUGUGAAGGGGCGUGUAUCUUGCCGUUGUGUUCUUACAAAACAUAUUUCCUGCGGCAACUGCGACUCAGCACAUAUAAAUAAGCAAAUUAAUUCAGAUAGUAAUGGACGGCAUUGUUUGAUGGAAUUAAGUGAGUUGCUGAUCAGUGCAUUGCUAUUGCGAGUGUUCGUGAAACACAUUCCACUGAAAAGGAGUUUUGCAUUUGAAUUAGCUAUCACACAAAUAAUCACCCACAAGGUAUUCAUAUCGGCCGUGUGGGGCUGUGGCUUAUUUGCCGAUCGAAAGUCGCUUCCGCCAUUUCGGCUGUUGUUUGGUGCGUUUGAGAUCUGUAGUGACUCUUUCUCAUUGGUUGCCGCAUGUGCCACGGCUUUGAUGUACAGUUACAAACUCUAGAGCGGGGGUCGGCAACCUGCGGCUCCCGAGCCAUUUGUGGCUCUUUCACCUCUGUGCUGCGGCUCCCUGUAGCUUUGGGAAAUAAUUGGUCAGUAUUUAAUUAAAAUGUAUUUUAUGUUAGUUUGUUAGCUUUUGAAAUGUAAUUCUAAAUUUGAAGAUUAUGGUGAUCUUGUACAAUCUAAGUGUGGCGACACAUUUCCUGGCACAUCCGAAACGGCUCACAACUAGCCAGCAUUCCGGCUAAGGGAGAUAGCCUACGGGGGUUUGUGAGUACGCGUCUUUUGCAGCAUCUGCGUCCAUGGGGGCUGGGUUGAGGGAGGCUUAAAAGCAAGGCUGUUUAGUUCGAAUAAAGUUAUUCGACUGCAGUUUACUGACUGCGUGAGCACACCGCUACAACGUGUUUUUAUCGCUAUUAAUAUACGUCACCACUGCCAAUACCUGACACCCGCCAGUGCGCGAUUUCUUUAAUUUUUCGAUCCAAGGUAAGCCAACUAUGGAGAAUUCUAAAAAAAGAAAAGUGACUGAAGAAAACAGAACGUUUAAUGAUACGUGGACAGAUUCAUUUGCUUUCACUGUUGACGAGACUGGUUUACCAGUAUGCUUAAUAUGCAAUGAGAAACUAGCAAACAACAAAAAGUCAAAUGUCGCAAAGCAUUUCCAGAAUAAACACGCAGCCUUUGCUCAAAAAUAUCCGGAUGGAGAUGAGAGAAAAAAAGCCGUUUCGGAACUGAUGCGGAAGGUUGAUCUGAGCAAAAAUCAUUUCCAGAAAUGGAUGAAGUCUGGAAAAUCAACGACAUACGCCAGUUAUAUUGCCGCUCAGGAAAUAGUCAGGCACGGGAAGCAGUUUACAGAUGGUGAAUAUAUAAAAGAAUCUUUCAUUAAGAUUUCAGAACAUCUAUUCACGGACUUUAAAAACAAGAGUGAAAUUGUGCAGAAAAUCAGGGAUAUGCCCCUCUCUGCAAAGACUGUCAAAGACAGAACCAUAAAAAUGGCAGAAGACAUCACAAGACAGCAAAUUAAAGACAUCAAUUCAGCUGUGGCCUACUCGAUUGCCUGUGACGAGUCUAAAGACAAAGGUGAUAUUGAACAAAUAGCGUUGUUCUGCCGGUAUGUAAACUCUGCCGGGCCACAGGAAGAACUGAUUGAGUUGAUACCUCUAAAAGACCAAACACGGGGGGAGGACAUCUGUGAGGCUGUCUUGAAUUGUUUAAGAGCCAAAGGAAUAAAGACCACCCAUCUGGUGUCAGUAGCUACUGAUGGGGCACCGAAUAUGAUGGGAACGCACAAGGGAUUUGUGGCUUUACUGCAGAAGUCGCUGGACAGAAAGCUGCUGACUUUUCACUGCAUCUUGCACCAAGAGGCACUGUGCGCUCAAACAUUUCCUCCGGAAUGCACAGAAGUAAUGGAUGUUGUCAUUCAGAUUGUCAAUAAAAUAAUGGCAAAAAGUUUAAAUCACCGUCAAUUCCGUUUGUUACUGGACGAGCUGGAAAGCGCAUAUUCUGAUCUCCUGCUGCACAAUAAAGUCCGGUGGCUGUCCAAAGGGGAGGUGCUGAAACGCUUUGUCGCGUGUCUGGAAGAAGUGAAAACUUUCCUGGGCAGCAAAGGGCUCACCUUUCCUGAGCUGGAACAGCCAGAGUGGCUGGAAAAGCUACACUUCAUGGUAGACAUGACAGCGCACCUGAACACGCUGAACACAGCUCUUCAGGGGAAAGGACGCACAGCCCUGCACAUGUUGGAGGAUGUCUUGGCAUUCGAGCGCAAGUUGACAGUGCUUGCCAGAGAUUUACAGAAAGGCACUUUGUCUCACUUACCCAAUUUGAGAGAGUUCAAACAAGGUCACGACAUGAUAAUUUCGGAGUAUUUACAUUCUGCAAUCAUCGCAAUGCAAACAUCGUUUGGGAAACGCUUCUGUGAGUUCAGAGAGGAAAAAAAACACAUUAUCCUUCCCGGUCACUCCCUUAAGCAUCGAUCCUUCCCUACUGAAUACGACUGCAUUGGCAGGUGUGAGUCAACCUGAUCUUGAGAUGGAACUGGCCGACAUAGCCGACAAAGACAUAUGGGUGUCCAAGUUUAGACGCUUGACAGCAGACCUUGAAGAUGUUGCCCGUCAGAAGGCCGUUCUUGCUCAGAAUCACAAAUGGAGUGAUAUUGAAAACCUUCCAAAACCGGACAAACUUGUGUUCGAAACAUGGAAUGCUAUGCCCGACAUUUAUGUAAACAUGAAAAAGUAUGCGCUUGGAGUCCUGUCGAUCUUUGGAUCCACAUAUGUAUGUGAGCAGGUGUUCUCCAACAUGAACUUUAUUAAAAACAAACAUCGCGCAUGCCUCACAGAUGACAGCUUGCGAUCCUGUGUAAAGAUGAAGGUGACGUCAUACAGCCCUGAUGUGCAGACGCUGUGCGCUGAGGUCCAGGAGCAGAAAUCCCAUUAACCAAGCUGACAGCUGGCUGAUGUUAUUUUUGGUUUGCUGCUGGCGGAAAAUUUAAGUUCGGCGUUUUUCAUAAAUACAAGAAGGACUCAAAUAGACAUUGAGUAUUUUACUUAAAAGUAACUUUCAACCCAACGUCUUUUUUUCGGAGUUCAAAAUGUUUUUGUUGCAUGCAGAAAUGUAAUUUCGUUUUCUCUGCAGGAGUUCAUCAAUUUCAUAAAUGCAACACAUUAUAGUUUGUUUAUACAUAGCAUAAAGGCAAAAAAAACGUUGUAUGCAGUGUUAUUUCAUUUUAAAUGUCAAACGGGUUUUGCGGCUCCCAGUGUUUUCUUUUCUGUGGGAAACAGGUCCAAGUGGCUCUUUCAGUGGUAAAGGUUGCUGACCCCUGCUCUAGAGUAUAAGAUUAGACCGUGCAGGCAGCUUUCUUUUUCACCUUUGUCCCCAGAGCACACCUCACAGAACCAUUGGGAAGGUUUACUCCGCGCGCACUUUUAGCUUGAAUUUCUGUUCGUUGAACAUUUAAUUUUGCAAUUUGUGUAACUUGGUGAACUUAAGAGUUUGUUCAAAUCUUUUCCUGUUUGUAAAUAAACUAUUAAUAUGCUUAUUCGUAGUCAAUGUUUACUGCCUCACUCACCAAACCCAUAAACACGCUUCUGUGAUACAAUAUCUGAGACCAGAUUUGCUGGAGAAUGGAAGAAAAGCAAGAGUCGGAGGCCACGGUUUGAUGAUGCUAAGGGUCCGUUAGAUUAGUGCGGUUACCAUCUGGAAAUAGCAGCGGUGUGGCGACCCACUUUCUACGCAGGCGAACUGGCUCACAAAAUGGCGCGGCGUCGACAGAGAGGCCGGCCCCAAAAUGGUGCCGGGUCUUCUGCACCAGUAGAAGAGGCUUUUGUAAUGCACCUCUGGCGUCAUUUCCGCCCGGAGGGGGCGGGAACAGAACUGCGUAAAAGCCAGUGCAGCGAAGUUCGAAUAAACUAGUCUGGAGUGCAACUCAGGGAAUGCGUGUCGUUAUUUCUAGCUCUGUGUGUAGCACAUCGCUACAGCGGUAGAUAUGUUAUCGUUGUCGAAAAUUGUAAGCGUCCUUUAAUGUCCAAGUUCAGUCACCCAAAAAGAGCUAUUUUUCAGCACAUAACCAACCCGGUGUUAUUCCUGCAAAUUUACCGUGGGCUGUGCGUAGUCGUGUCGGGACGUAUGCAUUCACCUCAUUACGAUAGGGCGAGCCCGACUGCAGGAGGGAUGUGGAUAUGAAAGGGAGAGUAUUGAGGAGUUGCCUGGAUUGGAGGGCAUUACUUAGGUUGAGUGAACUUGGCCUUUUCUCGUAGGGGCGACGGAGGUUGAGAGAUGACCUGAUAGAGAUGUAUAAGAUGAUUAGAGGCAGUGAUCGUGUGGAUAGCCAGAGGCUUUUUCCCAGGGCUGAAAUGGCGAACACGAGGGGACAUAGUUUUAAGGUGCUUGGAAGUA